AAUCAGCGUCGGUCAGUUCUCGAGUUCUUUUAGAGAGGAGAGGUGCAUUUUUCCAGAAAAGAAGUCAUGAAACGCCUCAUCCACGGCUGUCUUCUCCUCCUUCUGCUUCAGCAGACCACUGCCAAGGUCUUCCUUCAGAGUCAAGAUGCUAAUCAAGUGCUGAGCCGGACGCGUCGGGCCAACAGCCCAUUUGAGGAGUUCCGUCAGGGGAACAUGGAGCGGGAGUGCAUCGAGGAGAGGUGCAGCCAGGAGGAGGCCAGGGAGAUAUUUGAGAACGACGAGCGGACAAAUGAGUUCUGGAAUGUCUACUAUGACGGAGAUUCCUGUGAGUCCCAGCCCUGCCUCAACCAGGGUCUUUGCAAGGAUGGAAUCGGGGCGUACAAGUGCUUCUGCCACCCUGGAUUCCAGGGCUUAAACUGCGAGAUAGAGAUCCCACUGCUGUGCAUGAACGACAACGGACACUGCCACCACUUCUGCCACGUACAGAUGGACAGGGUCCAGUGCUCCUGCGCAGACGGGUACUUCCUGGGAGAAGAUGGAAGGACCUGCCUUUCCCAUGAGCCUUUUAAAUGUGGACGUCGGAAAUCUGUGAACACCAGGAGUAACCUUCCCAGACAACGUUUUAACGCCACAGUGCACAGCCAUGUUACCACGGAGAUACAUACUAUAGAAACAUAUAACAACGCACAUAAUAUAACCAACAGUACCCAAAGCCUGAAUGAAACGAAGACAGAAACAUUUGAGGACUACAAUGAGGAGGCGGCUACAGGCUCGCGUAUUGUGAAUGGGGAAGACUGUCCUGCAGGAGACUGCCCUUGGCAGGCUCUGUUGGUGAAUGAGGAGGAUAUUGGAUUCUGUGGUGGGACUGUCCUGAAUGACUACUUCAUCUUAUCUGCAGCACAUUGUAUGAACCAGUCACGGACAUUCUACAUCGUUCUGGGAGAUUUUGACAGGGAGGUGAAGGAACCACACGAGGCCGUGUAUGAGGUGGACCAGGUGCUCACGCACAGGCGCUACAUCCCGGAGACGUACCACAACGACAUCGCCCUCAUCAAGCUGCAGAAGCCCAUAAAGUUCUCUCCGUACAUCCUGCCAGCCUGCCUCCCAGACAACGAGUUCGCGGAGCAGGUGCUGAUGAAGCAGCCAGAUGGCAUGGUCAGCGGGUUUGGGAGGGUGCGUGAGGGCGGCCGCCAGGCCACCGUCCUGCAGCGGCUGACCGUGCCCUACGUGGACCGCGGCAUCUGCAUCGAGUCCAGCCAGUUCAAGAUCACCAGCCGCAUGUUUUGUGCCGGCUAUGACAAAGAGGAGAAGGACGCCUGUCAAGGGGACAGCGGCGGUCCCCACGUCACCCUGUUCAGGGACACGUGGUACGUCACGGGCGUGGUGAGCUGGGGGGAGGGGUGUGCGCGGGAAGGAAAGUACGGCGUCUACACGCAGGUAUCCAAGUACAUUGGCUGGAUCCGGAUCGUUAUGGAGAGAUUCAAUCCAAAGGGGAGUGGACACAGUUCCAAGGGAAAAGAUGAGGACUGGUGAACACUAAUAGUUGUGAGAGACACACAAAAAUAAAGAGUUUGGAAUGAUGGUUGAUGAAGUGUUUUUCACAUUUCACAAUGAUAUCCAUGAUCAUUUGUUCACUUCACGCAAGUAGCUUGUCAUGCUUGUGCAUUUUUGUAAUGACUGUUUUUAUAAUCGUACUGAGUAAUUACCUCACCCAAAGCCACAGAGCUACAAUACUGGCUAUUUAGUAACAAGAUACCAUCAAGGUUCCAUUAAAACUUUUAUUCAUCCUUAA
Molecule: messenger RNA, 1792 nt
Organism: Megalops cyprinoides (Indo-Pacific tarpon)
Lineage: Eukaryota; Metazoa; Chordata; Actinopteri; Elopiformes; Megalopidae
Gene: f10
Product: coagulation factor X
Exons: 9
Coding region: 67-1533 (488 amino acids)
Biological process (GO): proteolysis; blood coagulation
Cellular component (GO): extracellular region
Molecular function (GO): serine-type endopeptidase activity; calcium ion binding
Source: RefSeq, a predicted model, not a curated record